GGUUAAUGUCAGUGAUGGCAGACAUUAGACCAAAGAAUGAUUUGGGUCAUCCUUUUUGUGAUAAUUUAAGAUCUGGAGACUGGAUGAUUGAUUAUGUCAGUAAUCGUCUGAUUUCACGUGCAGGAGCCUGUGCAGAAGUUGGUAAAUGGUUGAAGGCUAUGUUUGUCUACCUAAAGAGAAUUCCACGUUACCUCAUCCCAUGUUACUUUGAUGCCAUAUUAGUGGGUGCCUAUACAACACUUCUGGAUGUGGGAUGGCAUCAGAUGUCUAGCUUUGUGCAGAAUGGAUCAACGUUUGUUAAACACCUUUCCUUGGGUUCAAUCCAGAUGUGUGGGAUAGGAAGAUAUUCUUGUCUGCCAGAUCUAUCUCCUUCCCUACAUGAUGUUCCCUAUAGGCUGAAUGAGAUUACAAAUGAGAAAGAGCAGUGUUGUGUUUCCUUGGCAGCUGGUUUGCCUCACUUUUCUUCUGGAAUUUUUCGCUCCUGGGGAAGGGAUACCUUUAUUGCACUGAGAGGCCUCAUGUUAGUUACUGGGCGCUAUCUAGAAGCAAGAAACAUCAUUUUAGCAUUUGGUGGGACUUUAAGACAUGGUCUCAUUCCCAACCUACUUGGGCAGGGGACACAUGCCAGAUACAACUGUCGUGAUGCUGUAUGGUGGUGGCUUCAGUGCAUCCAGGACUACUGUAAAAUUGUGCCAAAUGGAACAGACAUUCUCAGGUGUCCUGUUUCUAGGAUGUAUCCAAGAGAUGACUCUUCUCCUCAGCCCCCAGGCACUGUGGAUCAGCCACUUUAUGAAGUAAUACAGGAAGCAAUGCAACGCCACAUGGAAGGCAUAAAUUUCCGCGAAAGGAAUGCUGGUCCGCAGAUAGAUCAAAACAUGAGAGAUGAAGGUUUUACUGUAACUGCAGGUGUUGACAGUGAGACUGGCUUUGUCUUUGGAGGGAAUCGCUUCAAUUGUGGCACUUGGAUGGAUAAAAUGGGAGAAAGCGACAGGGCUCGCAACAAAGGAAUUCCUGCUACUCCACGAGAUGGCUCUGCUGUGGAAAUCGUUGGCCUGUGCAAGUCGGCUGUUCGCUGGUUACUGGAUUUAUCUGGGAAAAAUGUGUUUCCAUUCCGUGGAGUCACUGUGAAAAGACAUGGAAAGGAGGAGACUAUCACGUAUGAUGAGUGGAACAGAAAGAUUCAAGGACACUUUGAAAGGCUGUUUUUUGUCUCUGAGAACCCAGCAGAUCCUAAUGAGAGACAUCCAAAUCUUGUCCACAAACGUGGAAUUUAUAAGGACAGCUACGGAGCUUCAAGCCCUUGGUGUGAUUACCAGCUCAGGCCAAAUUUUACAAUAGCAAUGGUUGUGGCCCCUGAGUUGUUCACACCUGAGAAAGCUUGGAAAGCUCUGAAGAUAGCAGAGGAAAAGCUGCUUGGUCCAUUAGGCCUGAAAACCUUAGACCCAGACGAUAUGGUUUACUGUGGAGUAUAUGAUAAUGCUCUUGACAAUGACAACUAUAACGUAGCCAGAGGUUUUAAUUAUCACCAAGGACCUGAAUGGCUGUGGCCAAUUGGGUAUUUUCUUCGUGCCAAAUUGUACUUCUCAAAGUUGAUUGGUCCAGAGAUAUAUGCAAAAACUGUAGUUAUGAUUAAGAAUGUUCUUUCUCGCCACUAUGUUCACCUUGAAAGAUCAUCCUGGAAAGGGCUUCCAGAACUGACCAAUGAAAAUGGACAAUAUUGCCCUUUCAGCUGUGAAACUCAAGCCUGGUCAAUUGGUGUUAUCCUUGAAAUCCUUUAUGACUUGUAAAAGUGUAUUUUAUUGGAUUAGAUGAAACUUCUGUGGUCUUGUUACUGGGCAUAAAUGAACACUUGGCUUAUACUGCAAGGGAAAUGUCCUCUUCUGCACAAUCACUUAAGCUGUGUCCUGACUUUCAGAGAUGCUGGAUGCCAACAGCUUCUAUAUCCUGUCACUGUGUGGGGCUUG
Messenger RNA from Mesitornis unicolor (brown roatelo), 1964 nucleotides. RefSeq names its product glycogen debranching enzyme-like. The record is from RefSeq and is a predicted model, not a curated record. The annotation marks the transcript as partial. The transcript is spliced from 13 exons. Lineage: Eukaryota; Metazoa; Chordata; Aves; Mesitornithiformes; Mesitornithidae. Gene Ontology annotation, molecular function: 4-alpha-glucanotransferase activity; amylo-alpha-1,6-glucosidase activity. Gene Ontology annotation, biological process: glycogen catabolic process.